AUGAUGGUCUACUACGAUACUGGCGGCUUGCUAGCCGUCACCCUCACAUUCAUUGAUGUCCAUUCGGUAGCCACAAUUAUUCUCUCCGGAGCUCCAAACUCCUACGCCAGGUACCCGAAAUGGGUUCAUUCUUUCGAGAAUUCGCUCUCGUUCGAAUUCAAAACAAAACAAUCGCAUGGACUUUUGCUGUAUACGGACGACGGUGCCGUCAACGGCAAUUUUUACUCGAUCAGCAUCUCAGAUGGACGAAUCCAACUAGAUUUUCGACUUGGAGACAACGCGAACGAUUUUGGCUCACGAAGGCUCGUGAACACGAUCCGAAUCGAGGAGGUUCGUGUGGACGACAAUCGGUGGCAUUCGUUGGCGCUUUUUCAGUCAUGGGAAAAUGUGAAAUUAGAGCUGGAUGCGUCCUUAGUGUUCAAAAUUCUCAAUCAGAGAAGCUUCAUUUUCGGUGAUAUCCUCAAAAAUUCGGACGUGUUUGUCGGAGGAGUUCCUCAGGACACGCACGUUUUUCCAGUGAUGAGCUCUCCACUCCGUCGAUAUGCCAGACAUCUGGCCGCUAAUAUCCGAAAUAUUGUCUACCGUCUCUACCCACAAGGUGUUACCUCACCCCAACUUCUGGAUGCGCACGGUGCUCGUCAAAAUGAAGACGAUUACUGUAGGUCGACUGGUUUCAGCGGUCGCGAACAAUUCGUGUGUCACAACGGCGGGCAGUGUUACAGCACGAACGAGGGUCCGAAAUGUGACUGUGCCUUGACUGAUUACGAGGGCAAAAACUGUGAGAUUGAAAAUAUGGAUUCGGAAUUGACAUUCUCCGGUCAGGAGUGGAUCGGAUACGAUGUUUCAGCGACUUCAGCCGGAAUAUUGAAAGCAAAAGCGGAGAACUUUUCUGUAUCCUUCAAAACUGUACACGGUUCAGCAAUGAUAUUCUAUGCCGGAGCCGAAAAGGUUAACGAAAUCUCCAGUUUGAAUUUUUUAUCACGCACUGACAUGAAUUACAUGCAGUUAUACCUUGAGGAGGGUGCCUUGAUAGCGAGUUCCAAAUUUUCUGGCUCUGAACCUCGCCUGGUGCGAAUUUUCAACGUAUUGCCUAGAGCACGCUUCGACGAUGACUCGUGGCACACCGUAUCAAUGCAAAGGACCCUUCAAAUGGUAGGUUUCCUCGGUGUACUCACUUAUUUUUACUCUACUACAACCAACGGAAUUUUUCCUUAA
Angiostrongylus costaricensis is the source of this 1215-nucleotide messenger RNA. Lineage: Eukaryota; Metazoa; Nematoda; Chromadorea; Rhabditida; Metastrongylidae. The record is from the annotation of a GenBank genome assembly.